AUCAUUUCCAUUCAUCAUAUCAUUUUUAAAGUAAAUUUUAAAGUGAUGUCCUCAGUGACCGUCUACGAACAAUCAUCAUCGUCCGCAUCAUCUACUAAAUCGGCUACAAAUACUAUGGAUCCUAUUCAAUCGAUACGAUUAUCAUCAUCAUCGCCACCGUCAUCAUUCAAAUGUUCAUCAUCAACAUCAUCAAUGACAGCAUUUUCCAAUAUUGGUGAUGAUGAUGGCCUCACUAGUUUAAGUUGGCUGCAAAAUCUUAAUAUGUGUAUGACAAGAUUAGGUGCACCAACACCACCUACACCACCAGCAAGUCCUAUAUGUUUUCCAUUGAAUAAUUCUUCACAAACAUCAAUCAUCAACACCACUUGUCAAAAUGGUUUACAACAGCCAACAACAACAACGACGACAACCACACAAAUAACAAAAUCUUCGCCGGUCAAAUUGACUGCAACAACAACAAUAUCGGGCCAUAAAUCGAAAGCAAUCAUAUCUAGUCCUCCCAUACAAGUGAUUAGCCAUAUUGUUGAUAAUAAUCAUGUCAAACAGUCUGAUAAUAAUGACAAAAUUUCAUUCCCAUCCAAUACCACAAACGGAAUCUCAUCCAAUAAAGUGGCCAAAUUGAAUCGAACCAAUAAUCAACAUCAUUCAUCUGCUACCGAAAUUUCGAUAGUUGGGGCCAAACCAGCAACCACUACUAAUAUGAAUAAUAAGAAAAAAUUGAAUAAUCGAAAAUCAAUCACCAAUAAUCAUAAAUUCAGCAAAAAGAACAAUGCCAGCUCCAGUCAUAAUAGCAAUCAUCAACAUCAAUCCAAUACAUCAUUGAAUGGAUCAUGUUAUCAACAUGACCAUCAUCAUGAUAAUCAUGACGAGUGUCAAGAAGAAUCAAUAGUAGUAGAUUAUAAAAUGAACGGCCAGAUUAAACCGCCGUAUUCCUAUGCAACAUUGAUUUGUAUGGCGAUGAAAGCCAAUAAAAACAAAAUGACACUUAGUUCCAUUUAUAAAUGGAUUAAAGAAAAUUUUCUCUACUAUCAAAAUGCCGAUCCGAAUUGGCAGAAUUCUAUACGUCAUAACCUUUCGUUGAAUAAAUGUUUCAUCAAAAUUGCCCGAAACAAAGAUGAACCGGGUAAAGGUGGUUUCUGGAAAUUGGAUCCAAUCUAUGCCGAUAGUCUUGUGGAUGGUGUUUUCAAAAAACGACGUCCAACGCUCAAUUCGAAUCAUAAUAUGAACAAUGCUAUAAGUAAAUCGAGUAACAAGAAUGGUAUUGCACAAGAUAAUGGAUCGAUAGUUGCCAGUGCCAAGAAAAAACGCAAAAAGCGCCAAUCAAGCGGAUCGGCUGCUCGAAUAAAUGGUGGUGGCAGCAAUGGUCACAGCGAACUUUUUUAUAUGGACUAUAUAGAAGCGACAACUUCCUCAGCAGCAGCAGCAAAUCUUCCAAGCCAACGACAGCCAAGAAUUGAACAGGAAACGCCACCGAAUUCGGCGGAAUCAUACAGCCAGCAACAGCACAAAAUGAUGCUAGAUAUGAAUGAAUUGAACACAGCCAUCGACAAUAUCGACGAUAGAAAUAGUGUGUUAUGUUCGGAUACAAAUUAUCCUAGCUAUACAUUUGCAUCGACUGUUGCCAAUCUUGUCGAAUGUGGUAAUAACAACAGUAGCACUAAUACCACCGCUACUAUCGGAUUUAGUAACGAAGUUUGUGUUCAACAUGUACAAGAUAUGAUGGAAAAUGAUUGUUGGAACACUAUAUUGACUGAUGUCGAUCUGUCCGAAUUGGUCGAUCCGAUUACUUAUACUGAUUCGGUUGCUCAAAUUAUUCAUCCAAUCGAAAACGAUUCAAGUUUAGUCAAUUGUAGUCCUAAUCCAGACGCAAACAAUAACAACCGAAUCAUCAGUGUCAAGAAUAAUCUACCUACCAAUGGCAGCGCUCCACUAAGUGAAUUAGACGCUAGCCAUCUGUUGGAUGAAGGCCAUUUUUUCUACGAUCAUCGAAUUCAUGGUUUAGUGUUUAAUGCCAAUGUGCCGGCCAAUGUUCAGAAUCAGAUUAUUUCGGCUAAUUCGAAUGUGGUGACCUGCAUCAACGAUACAAGCGAUCUGAUUGUGUCCGAUCAUUGGGACAAUCAAUGGACAUCGUAUACCACCAACGAUAAUUCCGCUGUUCAAUUAGAAUGUGAUCCAACAACUUCCACCGAAUUGAUACUUGGCCCAUUGGAAGAAAACGAAGCGGUCAAAUUGAACGAAAUUCAAGUACUUUCCACCGCUGCAUCUACGAUGUCUAAACAACAAUCAAAUGAAGCCAACACGUCCGUCGCCGAUUCAUCAUCCAACUCGACAAUCAUGACAAGUGUGGCAGACAAUUUCGAAUCUAGCACCCCGACAAAUUCGAUUCAGAUCUGGGAAUGUGGUAAAGCUUUAAUGCAGGUGGAUACGAAUGCGCUCGAAUUAUUUCAUACACUCGAUGUGGAACAAUUGCAACAGUUUUAAUGAUCAUAAUAAUAAUAAUAAUCGAGGUCCGUCUUUAAACGUGACCUUGUCUGUACAUAGUCACAUCGAUUGCUAAUCCAUCAAGAUAAAUAGA
Dermatophagoides pteronyssinus (European house dust mite) is the source of this 2575-nucleotide messenger RNA. RefSeq lists its product as uncharacterized. Gene Ontology annotation, cellular component: nucleus. The record is from RefSeq and is a predicted model, not a curated record. Gene Ontology annotation, molecular function: RNA polymerase II cis-regulatory region sequence-specific DNA binding; DNA-binding transcription factor activity, RNA polymerase II-specific. NCBI's taxonomy places the organism in Eukaryota, Metazoa, Arthropoda, Arachnida, Sarcoptiformes, Pyroglyphidae. Gene Ontology annotation, biological process: regulation of transcription by RNA polymerase II.